AUGUACGGCACGGUGAAGGGCGUGCGGUGGUACGUUCUGACCCCGGCGGAGGAGGCGGACCUCCUCAAAACCCGAAGCCUUUCCCCAGCACAGUUGGCGUGCGAGAGGCUUCGUAUUUUUGUUCGUUUCGACACCGUCGCAGAUGCCUUCCGGGCCGCGGAAAAGCUCACCGACGUGAAAAAUCCGUCGCGAUGGUCAGUUGCCUUUUUCUCAUCGGAGCUUUAUAGCAGAGGUGUGUUAGGACUAGGAGAAGACGCUGUAAGCCAAGCGAAUGAGUCUUAA
This is a messenger RNA of Phytomonas sp. EM1, 282 nucleotides long. The record is from the annotation of a GenBank genome assembly. Lineage: Eukaryota; Euglenozoa; Kinetoplastea; Trypanosomatida; Trypanosomatidae.